Molecule: messenger RNA, 3747 nt
Organism: Oppiella nova
Lineage: Eukaryota; Metazoa; Arthropoda; Arachnida; Sarcoptiformes; Oppiidae
Source: the annotation of a GenBank genome assembly
AUGUUAGAGUUUAUCUUAGUCUUGGUAAUAGUAGUGCUUUUGGCUUUUCCUUUAGGGAAGUAUCUUGCUUGUAUUAUGCAAAACCGAGAGAUGAAAAUUGAUCCAAUUUUUAACUGGAUUGAAAAACCGAUUUAUCGUGUUUUGGGUACACAUCCUGAUCAAGGGAUGAAUGCGAAGACCUAUUCACUUAGCUUUGUCGCGAGCUGUAUCGUCAUUGGACUGGUGACUUGGGUGUUGUUUAUGUGCCAAGCAAGCUUGCCACUCAAUCCAAACAAUGCGCCGAAUAUGUCAUGGGAUUUAGCCCUGCAUACCAUGAUUUCAUUUCUGACCAAUACCAACCAACAGCACUAUUCAGGUCAGGCACAACUGUCAUAUUUAUCACAGAUGGUUGGAAUUGUUGGAUUGCAAAUCAUUACCCCAAUGAUGGGGUUGGCAAUGGUGGUUGCAACCGUCCGUGCCUUAUUUUAUCCGCAAUCGAAUGCUUUGUCAGAAACAGAUCAAAACCUAAGCUUUCAAAAUAAAGUUGAAAAAAUCAAUGUGGGUAAUUAUUGGGCCGACGUGAUCCGUCCAACCUUUCGUUUUUUAAUUCCGUUAUGCAUGAUUUGGUCAUUAUUACUCAAUAGCCAAGGUGUGCCAUCAACCUUUCAAGGUGGCCCAGAAGUUCAAGUCAUUGACCAAACGGCCGAAUUAAAAACUCAAAAAAUUCCACUGGGUCCAGUUGCACCCAUGGUUGCGCUUAAGCAGUUGGGCAGUAAUGGUGGCGGUUGGUAUGGGCCUAACAGUAGUGUGCCAUUGGAAAAUCCAACCCCAUUUUCAAAUUUCUUAGAAAUGAUUGCGAUUCUACUUAUCCCUGUCGCAGUGAUUUUUAUGUUGGGUUUUUUAACCAAACGCGCAAAAUUUGCUGGUUUUGUUUUUGGCUCAAUGUUGCUGAUGUCCGUUGUUUCAGCCACGGCGGCGAUUUGGUCUGAAAGCCUGUCAUCUACCGUGAUGCAAAUUUAUGCCAUGGAAGGAAAGGAAGUGCGUUUUGGUGAAGCAUCUUCCGCAUUGUGGGCCGCCAUAACCACACAGGUCAACAAUGGUUCCGUCAAUAUGAUGCAUGACUCUGCAUCACCAUUAACAGGUUUAGUGGCGCUGGCGAAUAUGCUGAUUAAUGCGAUUUGGGGCGGGAUCGGCUGUGGCUUACAGCAAUUUAUGAUCUACCUGUUUUUGGCUGUAUUUAUUGCAGGUCGUACACCUGAAUUAUUUGGCCGCAAAAUUGAAGCAGGGGAAAUCAAAUUACUUGCUGCGGUGAUUCUGAUUCAGCCCAUUACGAUUCUCGGUUUAAGUUCAAUCGCUUUGUUUUUCCCUGAACUUACAGGCAAUAGCAAUCCGCAAUAUCAUGCCAUUUCACAAGUGUUGUAUGAGUAUGUUUCGGCCUUUGCCAAUAAUGGCUCUGGUUUUGAAGGUUUAGCGGACAAUACCGUGUGGUGGAACGUGAGCUGUGUCAUCGCUUUACUACUGGGACGUUUUCCAACAUUGAUCAUUCCUUUAAUGAUUGCUGCGCGUUUAGCUGCAAAGCGUCAAGCCCCUGAAAGUAGUGGUAGUUUAAAAGUGGAAACGCCAACCUUUGCUUUCACUCUGAUUGCUAUUGUGGUGAUGUUGACCUUAUUACAAUUUAUGCCAGUCCUUGACCGAUCGCUGAUCAGCUGUUAUUGGUACAAGGCUAGGGUGAAUAACAUGAAUCAUUCAAAACAAUCUACUCAAAAUAAAUCAUCAACUUUAUUCCAAGGUGAAGCUUGGAAAAAUGCCUUGAUUAAAUUGUUGCCACAACAUGCAAUUAAAAAUCCAGUGAUGGCGAUUGUAUGGCUAGGCACGAUCAUAACACUGGUUAGUACUUUAACGGGUCAAGCCGAUACCAUAUUUGGUUUAGUGGUGACCUUGAUUUUAUUUAUCACCGUAUUAUUUGCCAACUAUGCCGAAGCGAUUGCCGAAGCCAAAGGUCGAGGUCAAGCCUCUUCCUUAAGACAAGCACGUCAAAAUUUAACCGCAUGUCGACUCAGUUCUAAGGAUGAUCUAGGGGGUGUGCAAGUCGCUGCAACCUUAUUAAAAAUGAAUGAUCUGAUUGAAGUCCGUGCAGGGGAACUGGUUCCUGCGGAUGGUGAAAUUAUUCAUGGUUUUGCGACCAUUAAUGAAGCUGCGGUAACAGGUGAGUCAGCACCCGUUUUACGUGAAGCAGGUACAGAUAAGUCUGGUGUGAUUGGGGGAACUAAGGUUUUAACCGAUCGUAUCGUGGUACAGGUGACUGCUGAAGCGGGUAAUAGCUUUCUUGACCGAAUGAUUGCUUUGGUUGAGGGUUCCAAUCGUCAAAAAACACCAAAUGAAAUCGCUCUGGGUAUUUUACUGACCGUGAUGACUGUGACCUUUAUCGCGGUGGUGGUGAGUUUACCUUUUAUAGGGCAUUUCUUAAAAAUUGAAAUUAACCCGAUUCUCUUGGUGGCUUUAUUGGUGUGUUUAAUUCCAACCACCAUUGGUGGCUUGUUGCCUGCAAUUGGUAUUGCGGGGAUGAAUCGGGCGUUAAAAGCCAAUGUGAUUGCCAAAUCGGGUAAAGCUGUCGAAGUGGCGGGUGAUGUAGAUGUAUUGUUACUCGAUAAAACAGGAACCAUCACCUAUGGUGACCGUCAGGCAACAGCAUUUUUCCCACUGACUGGAGUGACUGAAUCAGAACUUCGUCAAGCUGCGAUAUUGACCUCACUUGCUGACCCAACACCAGAGGGUAAAUCCAUUGUAGUUUUGGCAAAAGAGCAAGGGGAGCAUAUUGUUGAACCUGAACAGGUAGAGUUUAUUGCCUUCAAUGCCGCAACUCGAAUCUCUGGUAUAAAUUUAUCAAAUGGACAGCAAAUCCGUAAAGGGGCACUGGAUGCGAUCCUUAAAUUUGCUUCACAGAAUCUUGAAAAUCAUAGUGAGCUUAAAACGCGGGUAGAACAGGUUGCUUCAAAAGGUGCAACGCCGUUAGUGGUGGCAAAGGAUCAAAAUAUUCUGGGGGUGAUUGAACUUUCAGAUGUGAUUAAACAAGGCAUCAAGGAAAAAUUUGCUCGCUUACGUGAAAUGGGUAUUAAAACAGUCAUGGUCACAGGUGAUAACCCUUUAACAGCUGCGGCUAUUGCAGCGGAAGCAGGUGUUGAUGACUACAUCGCUGAAGCGAAACCUGAAGAUAAGUUAAAUUGUAUUCGUCAUGAACAGAAUAAAGGUCAUUUGGUCGCUAUGGUUGGCGAUGGUACCAAUGAUGCACCUGCUUUGGCACAAGCGGAUAUUGGUUUGGCGAUGAACUCAGGGACCCAAGCGGCAAAAGAAGCGGGCAAUAUGGUGGACUUGGAUUCAGAUCCAACCAAAUUAUUGUCGGUUGUUGAGAUUGGUAAACAGCAGUUGAUUACGCGUGGCGCAUUGACCACCUUUUCAUUGGCCAAUGACGUUUCCAAAUACUUUGCAAUUUUACCGGCUUUAUUUGUCGCAGCCAUUCCUCAAAUGCAAACCUUAAAUGUGAUGCGCUUGGGAAGUUCAGAAAGUGCAAUUCUCUCUGCACUGAUUUUCAAUGCCAUCAUUAUUCCAUUAUUGAUUCCAAUUGCUUUACGGGGGGUGAAGUUUAAGCCUUCAACAUCGACGCAAUUAUUACGUCGAAAUAUGCUGAUCUACGGUGUAGGUGGUGUGUUGUUGCCAUUUAUUGCGAUCAAGCUGAUUGAUCUGAUGAUCAGCCCCUUAUUGGCACUUUAG